Molecule: messenger RNA, 833 nt
Organism: Daphnia pulicaria
Lineage: Eukaryota; Metazoa; Arthropoda; Branchiopoda; Diplostraca; Daphniidae
Product: protein SREK1IP1-like
Exons: 2
Coding region: 123-593 (156 amino acids)
Molecular function (GO): zinc ion binding; nucleic acid binding
Source: RefSeq, a predicted model, not a curated record
CCUUCCCUGUUGUUGUGUAACAUUAUUGGCGCGUAGACUUACCACAGAUAACGAGGCAUUGGUCUUUUCCUUCAAUUGACAUUUGUAUUUUUGUUUUAACGCAAUCGACUCGCCAAACAGUAAUGGAUUUUGAAACAUUAAACAAGCUGAAAUCGUCUGGAACUGUUGUUGGGCUUGGCAAUGAAACUGCUAGACCAGCCUGUAAAAAAUGCGGCUAUCCAGGACAUUUGACAUUUCAGUGUAGAAAUUUUCUUUCAACGAAUCCUGCUAGUGGUGUGGUUUUGGAUGUGAGCAGCACAAGUAGUGAAGAAGACGACAUGACCACACCGCUGACAAUGCUGAGAGCUGAAGAACUCAAGGCACUUCAAGAAAAGCUGAAAGAGAGAGAAAAAGAAAAGAAACUUAAAAGGAAAUCCAAGCACAAGAAAAAGGAGAAGAAAAAGAGAAGCAGAAAAGAUUCGACCUCAUCAUCUACUUCUAGUGAUUCAUCUGAUUCUUCAGACUCUUCAGACGAUGACAAGAAGAAGAAGAAGAAAAAAUCCAAGAAACACAGAAAAUCCAAGCACAAGAAAUCUAAAAAGGAAGAUUUGUAAUAUGUUGUGAAUUUUCAAUUAACAUAGGGAAAAGGGGAUUUCUCUUCUUCUUGUGUUGGAUUCAGUUUGCCCAUUUCAGUUUUUUAUGACUCUUGAAGUGACAUCCCAGGGGAAAUCUAUGUAACACCCAUGUGCUCAACAAGCAUCAUCUACCACCAUCCCUGAACAUCUCGCCCCUUUGCAAGCACAUUAAAAAAGAAGAAAAAAAGUAAUAAAAAAGAAAAAAAAGGAGAAUUCAUA